GUGUUUUGUUCUGCACUGUACUCAGCAGUAGGACCGUACUUAAGGAUUUACCUGAAAUGAGGCCACACCAAACAGUUCGAUCAGCUUUCGGGGUUCGAAACCAAAUGAGCGGGGUGGAAGAGAGGAUCAGCUGAUUUUGAUUUGAUAUCGAUAGUGACGCCAAAGUGAAGCUGCCAAAAUGUCGCAAGUUCAGCAAUUGCAUCUGAAAUCCCCGCCAGAAACGGCUGGAGCAGGAGCAGGAGCAGGAUCUCCUCAAGCAGCCGCUUCGGUGGCCGUGGCGGCCGAUGCCAGCGAAACGGAGCUUUUGCUGAAGGUGGUCGUGGAAAUGGGCUAUCCGGAGGGCGAGGCUCGCCUGGCACUGGCCCAGAGCAACAACAACGUGCAGCGGGCGGUACAGAUCUUGGUGGAGGGAAUGGAUGAUGGCGAGUCGCGUAAGAGGCGUGGCAAUCGCAAGCGAUUGAGGCAGCUGCGCAGCUCCCUUAUGGGGGAUCCACUUGCCACGGAUAACGCCAUCGUCGAGAUGAUGCGGGAUCAGAGGAUCGCACAGGCGCUGGCCGAGUUUGUGAACGGGAGCAGUGUGCAGGCCAUGCAACUGCUGCUGGCCGAGGAAGAGGAUGAGCUGGAGGACGAGCUGGAGGAGGAGCAGGAGCAGCUGGAAACCAGCCAGGAGCAGACAUCCACGUCUGCCGAAAGUUCGCCGCACAGCAACUAAAGGGAAACCAGUUGCUAGUACUGCUUACACCUAUAAGUACAUCCUUUUUCAUGGAUUUCUUAUAAUAUGUUUUAAGUUUUCAUGUAAAUCUUGGUUCUUAUGAUCACUCCAGUCAAUUGGCAAUAUGUUUUCACAACAUUAAGGGUUUAGUUUGUACUGAAGGUAAUUCAACUUCUUAUUUCUUUCAAUUUCUAAGGAGAUGUUAGUUUUUAAGCCACUUUGAAGUUAAUACAAGUUCUUUAUAAUUAAGUCAACUUUAUGGUGUACGUAUGCAUAUCAUAGUACUUAAAGCUAUUAUUAAUCCAUCAAGAAGGCAAAUGUCAAGCCGAUCAGUUUGUUUUAAUAUCUGAAAAGUGCCAUAUUAUAGUUCAGUUUCAAUUGAGGAAUUUUAUGAUAUUUGAAGUAAAGAUAUGAUAUGAUAUGAUGAUGGUUGUCCCUCUUUGGGAAUCCUUUGUUUGGAAAUCUUAAUCCAUGUUUUAUAAUAAAUAUGCGAACAUUAAACAGCA
Molecule: messenger RNA, 1218 nt
Organism: Drosophila erecta
Lineage: Eukaryota; Metazoa; Arthropoda; Insecta; Diptera; Drosophilidae
Exons: 1
Coding region: 179-712 (177 amino acids)
Molecular function (GO): protein binding
Source: RefSeq, a predicted model, not a curated record